AUGAAUGUGAAAAAUGUAAGGAAAUUAGAAGCUGAUGAUAUCCACCUUCUUCGGAGCAAUGUACUCCUGAGAAACCCUGAGAUAGGUACCCUGGGGAAUAUUUUAGAGAGAUUGUUAUCAAAUUCACUAAGAUCAAGACCUCAGCAGCUCAAACUGAGCAUCAAGCUGUAUCAGAAUGAUAAUAUUAAGCAAAUUAUGAUUAUUGACGAUGGGUCAGGCAUCCCCUGGAUGGCACUUGAUGCUAUUAAUACUGACGAACACUUUAAAGGACGGUUCCUCAAUUCCUUAACAAGACUAUCAAAAUCUUUUAUGAUUAUCAGUAGAUAUAAGAAAGCGAAUUCAGCCUUUCUUAAGAAAUUUAGAGAGGGUGCUGAAGAAGACAGUAUCAAAAGAGUUAGAGAAUUCCCAUUUAGGUCUGGCACUUUUAUGUCAAUCACCUUAUCACAGGAGGAAGAAAAACAAUCCAUAGCUGCUAGUUUUAGCCAAGAUAUUGUUUUAAGAACUCUCUUUCAGAAUUCACUGACUUCAAAUGCAAAUAUUACACUGAAAUUAGAGAAUUCAAGGGAUCUGAUGAUUACUGGCAAUGAAUAUAAGAUUGAUUUUCAUACUAUGAGACUUGAUAAAGACAAGAAAAUGAAGGUUGAAAAAUACAAGAAAUAAAAUGAGGCUUUCGGUCAAUAGUCUUUCUAGCACAUGCCAUUCAUUGCAUAUAUGAUUUGCUUAUAAUCCAGACCAGACCGCCUUCCAAGAUCUGAUAGUUUCUUGAGCAGUAAAUUCUUUCCCAGUCAAAGUCGGAUUUUUGAACAGAUUUAUUAAAGAUUUCCUGGUAAAUGCUAACUGAGAUGUGAUCACUGAAGAGGUUUUACAGCAUCCUUUUCCUAGGGAAUUCCAGUUUGAUACCAGCAACGUCCCUGAUUGGAUCAAAGAGUCAUUAAGAAGUGCGCAGUUCCCUGUAUGCUUUUUGUCAAUCAAAAUUACAUCAGAAAAGAUUCAUGAAGAAAUGAAGCUUGUGCAUAAAUUAGAAGAAUUUAGUAGACUAUUUGAUAACAGGGCUGAUGAAAUCAAGAAUCUCUUUCAAGGAUCAAAGAACACUGAGAGCUACAAGCCCCUCUUAAUACAAGAUAGGGCAAUAAUAGACUUAUUCUACUACAUCACCAAAGGCAUGAAGACGAUCAUCUUGAAUGUCUUUAAAAACCAUCCUAAUUUCGAUCCUGAGGUAGCUGAAGAAUGGUAUGGAGUGAUUAUUAAAAAUUUCCAGAAGGAGAAACACAAGAAAAGAACCAAACCAUGAACCUAUAAACGUCCAGUGAAAGAAUUUGAGAAAUAGCAUGUACACUGUCUCUGCCUACAUGACUGACAAUGAGAUGCAUGAUAUGUUCAGUGACUCAAAAAUACGUCUUUCAGACUCCAGACCGCAGAAAGUGAGAAAGGAGAACAUAGGAGCCAGGCGACAGCCAGACUUACUCCAGAAGCCCAAAGGGAUUCUCAAAGAUAGUCACAAUAUUCGAAAAUCCAAAGAUAGGUGUAAAACUGUUACUUUUAAAAAGAAAAACUGCGAUUUUUCAGAAAUUGGUGAAAAUCUAAAAGAGACUAUUCGUAAAAUUCAUCUGAAAAAUCCUCAUAAGAGAAGAAGUAGCAGUGCCAAGAAGCCAACUGUCUCUAAUCCCAAAGGGCUGAGAUACCUUAAUAAAUACAGUGAAAACUUUCAGAGAAGACAGGCUAACCUCAUGAAGCCUAAAGUGAAGCUUCUUAGUCAAACACUAAAAUUUCAGAAGACUGAUAUCCAAAAUAUGAAAAUUGUUGGCCAAGUUGAUAACAAAUUUAUUGUCUGAAGAAUGAACAAGGAUACUCUGAUAGCUCUUGACCAGCAUGCUGCUCAUGAAAGAGUCCGGUUGGAAUAUCUAUCAGCAAUAGUUUUGAAGCUUCAAUUUCCAGAUAGAGAGAUUUAUUCAGAAAUCCUUCAAAAUUACCUCAAUAUCAUAUCAAAUGUCCUAUCUAUUGAGUCUGGCUGCUCAGAACAUCAUAAGCAAUUUGAAAGAAUGGAGGAAGAAUCCAAGUUGCACAAAUAAGACCCAAUUUUUCAAGCCAGACCAUUCCUUAAAACCGAUAAAUCAUAAAAUGGUUAUAGAACAACUUGGGAAAGUCAAAGUAGAAAAUUUAGAGAAUAUAGUGAAAGAAAUGGCUGAUUUUAUGUAUGAAAUUUUUGGCAUCACAGCAGUAUUGAAAGAGAUAUCAAAGCCAGAGGAUGUGGGAAGGGCCGGAGGAUGAGUGAGGUUGGAAUUUGAGGUGAUUUCAUUUGCUUCCUUACUUGGGACUACUCUGGUUCAGGAGUCUUUGGAGAUCAUUUCAGGAGUCCUUAGAAAUCAUUUCAGUUGUAACCAAAAGUCAAGCUUGUUCAUUACAGAUUGUCUUUCCAAGGUCCUGUACUCCAAAGCUUGUAGAUAUGCUAUUAAGUUUAAUGACUCCUUAUGAAGAUGUCAGAUACAAGGUCUCCUUGACUGUCUCAGUUUGUGUAAGGAUCCAUUCCAUUGUGCACACGGAAGGCCUACUCUGUAUCCGAUUUGUAAUAUUUUAGAAGUUUCAACCUAGCCCAAAUC
Molecule: messenger RNA, 2597 nt
Organism: Moneuplotes crassus
Lineage: Eukaryota; Ciliophora; Spirotrichea; Euplotida; Euplotidae
Source: the annotation of a GenBank genome assembly